Messenger RNA from Hemiscyllium ocellatum (epaulette shark), 1350 nucleotides. It is a transcript of the gene fezf2, whose product is annotated as FEZ family zinc finger 2. The coding region runs from base 16 to 1350 and encodes 444 amino acids. The transcript has 4 exons. Gene Ontology annotation, cellular component: nucleus. The record is from RefSeq and is a predicted model, not a curated record. NCBI's taxonomy places the organism in Eukaryota, Metazoa, Chordata, Chondrichthyes, Orectolobiformes, Hemiscylliidae.
ACACCAAGUCCUGGGAUGGCAAGCUCUGGUCAUUUGGAGACAGUUGUGUCCUGUCCCAGGCAGACGGCAAGGAAUGGAGCUUCCGCCACGAGCUGCAAUGGAGCUACCCCAAAGGCACUGGCCUUUUCCAUCGAAAGGAUCAUGGCCAAAACCUCAGAACCAAGGAGCCAUACUGAACAAAGACAAAGCUUGGAGAAAGCCGAAGGCAAAAAGGUUGGGAAAUUGUGUUCUCCUGUCCCGUGUAUGCUUCCUAUCCAACCUUUCCCUUAUGACUUGCAAGCUAAAGCUCUCUUGAACUAUUCUGAGGUAUGGAAGACUAACCUGAGGGGGUCACUUUGUACUUCUGCGGCAAUGUGUAAAUCAAACUGUGGGAUGUGCUGUAAAACUGACUUAACUUUAGGCCCUUCUAUGAUGACUGCAAACAGACUGAUUAAACCCCAAGUCAUAAACCAAACGGUCGCUAUGCCCGCCAACGGUUCCCUUUAUUAUUUCAACUAUCUGGACACUACCUACCACCCUUCAGAGUUGCUUCAUGGACAUCACAUCUUCCCAUCUCACAUCCUCGGUUCUCAGCCCCCAGCCUCGCUUUCUGCUCACCAGAAACUUCUUUUGUUGGAGAAUGCUAAAUUUGCCAGCUUGGCCGCAGAGAAAUACCCAACGCCACAAUUUCCUCACAAAGAACGGAUCCCAGGACAGCUCGACCAAGUUAUCAAAGAAAACAGCAGCUUUCCAGUCGAAAAGAAUGUAAUUAAAAAUCAUCAAAAACUGAGCAACACCUCAAACGAUGGCAAACCCAAAAACUUUACCUGUGAAGUGUGCGGAAAGGUUUUUAACGCACAUUAUAACUUAACACGCCACAUGCCAGUUCACACUGGGGCCAGACCGUUUGUGUGCAAGGUCUGUGGGAAAGGUUUCCGACAGGCUAGUACCCUGUGCAGACAUAAAAUAAUCCAUACACAGGAGAAACCUCAUAAAUGCAAUCAGUGCGGAAAAGCUUUUAACCGAAGCUCCACUCUCAACACUCACAUUCGGAUCCACGCUGGUUACAAACCUUUUGUUUGCGAGUUCUGUGGGAAAGGAUUUCACCAAAAAGGAAACUACAAGAAUCACAAACUGACUCACAGCGGAGAAAAACAGUUUAAAUGUAAUAUCUGCAACAAAGCAUUCCAUCAGGUGUAUAAUUUAACGUUUCAUAUGCAUACGCACAACGACAAAAAGCCCUUCACUUGCGGCACUUGUGGGAAAGGAUUUUGCAGGAACUUUGAUUUGAAGAAGCAUAUAAGGAAAUUACAUGACGGUAACUCCGCCACAGCCCCAGCGAACGAACGUUCAAGGGUGGGGCAAAGUUAG